Messenger RNA from Phodopus roborovskii (desert hamster), 1755 nucleotides. It is a transcript of the gene Wwox, whose product is annotated as WW domain containing oxidoreductase. NCBI's taxonomy places the organism in Eukaryota, Metazoa, Chordata, Mammalia, Rodentia, Cricetidae. Gene Ontology annotation, molecular function: protein binding. Bases 98 to 1342 code for a protein of 414 amino acids. The transcript is spliced from 9 exons. The record is from RefSeq and is a predicted model, not a curated record.
CGAGCGGUGCAGGGAGCUGGGGGAGCCUGACGCGCGCGGCGCGGUUGAAGGCUGAGUGAGUUGCUGAGGUGACCGGGUGACUACUUCUAUCUCCACCAUGGCAGCUCUCCGCUACGCGGGCCUGGACGACACGGACAGCGAGGAUGAGCUGCCUCCGGGCUGGGAGGAGAGAACCACCAAGGACGGCUGGGUGUACUACGCCAACCACACCGAGGAAAAGACCCAGUGGGAACAUCCGAAAACCGGCAAAAGAAAAAGAGUUGCAGGAGAUUUGCCAUAUGGAUGGGAGCAAGAGACUGAUGAGAAUGGACAAGUGUUUUUUGUUGACCACAUAAAUAAAAGAACUACCUACUUGGACCCAAGAUUGGCAUUUACUGUGGAUGAUAAUCCAACAAAGCCAACUACCAGACAGAGAUAUGACGGUAGCACCACCGCCAUGGAGAUCCUGCAGGGCCGGGACUUCACAGGAAGAGUGGUCCUGGUAACCGGAGCGAAUUCAGGAAUAGGGUUUGAAACUGCUAAGUCCUUUGCCCUCCAUGGUGCGCACGUGAUCCUGGCUUGUAGGAACAUGAGCAGAGCCAGCGAGGCAGUAUCCCGCAUUCUGGAAGAAUGGCACAAAGCCAAGGUAGAAGCAAUGACCCUGGACCUGGCUGUGCUCCGUAGCGUGCAGCACUUUGCUGAAGCGUUCAAGGCCAAGAAUGUGUCUCUUCAUGUGCUAGUGUGUAAUGCGGGGACUUUUGCUCUACCCUGGACCCUCACAAGAGAUGGACUGGAGACGACCUUCCAGGUGAACCACCUGGGACACUUUUACCUUGUCCAACUCCUGCAGGAUGUUUUGUGUCGCUCAGCUCCUGCCCGUGUCAUAGUGGUCUCUUCUGAGUCCCACAGAUUUACAGAUAUUAAUGAUUCCUCAGGGAAACUUGAUCUCAGCCGCCUGUCUCCAUCUCAGAGUGAUUACUGGGCCAUGCUGGCUUAUAAUAGGUCCAAACUCUGCAAUCUUCUCUUCUCCAAUGAGCUCCACCGUCGCCUCUCCCCACGAGGGGUCACGUCAAAUGCAGUGCACCCUGGAAACAUGAUGUUCUCAUCCAUCCAUCGAAACUCAUGGAUAUACACGUUGCUGUUCACCUUGGCCAGGCCAUUCACCAAGUCCAUGCAACAGGGAGCUGCUACCACUGUCUACUGUGCAGUCGCCCCUGAGCUGGAAGGCCUCGGAGGGAUGUAUUUCAACAACUGCUGCCGUUGCCUGCCAUCUGAAGAGGCCCAGAGUGAAGAGACAGCCCGGGCCCUGUGGGACCUCAGCGAGAGGCUUAUCCAGGAACGACUGGGGAGUCCAUCCAGCUAAUCAGAGCCCCAUAGUUUUGGGCAAACCCCCACCCAUGCUCUGACCCUCAUCACUGCCAACCCCAUCAUUCUGGGGUGCCCCUAACCCUCCAGUGCAGAGCCUUGAGAAUAAAAGAAAUAAGAGCAGCUUAAUCAAUGGGAAAAGGUUGAGUGUCAGUGGGAAGCAGAGACUUUCAAGGGACAAAGCCUCUUUUCUAGGACAGGGUUAGUCAUGGGUCUGCUUGCUUUUCUGGUGGUGGCCUGCUUGAAACUGGAAGCAUGGUUAACAUGUAGGUUCCAUUGCUCAUUGUAGAAGCACUAGUGAUUCUGUAAUACCUUUGGAAUAGCUUAACUUCUCCUUGACCCACCCAAUCACCACCGCAGCCACCAUUGCCACCUGAGGCUCCCUUUCUCUUAUUGAGGGAAGAGCACGCG